This is a messenger RNA of Drosophila nasuta, 1905 nucleotides long. RefSeq names its product Histone acetyltransferase Tip60 (gene Tip60). The record is from RefSeq and is a predicted model, not a curated record. The transcript is spliced from 5 exons. Gene Ontology annotation, biological process: double-strand break repair via homologous recombination; regulation of DNA-templated transcription. Lineage: Eukaryota; Metazoa; Arthropoda; Insecta; Diptera; Drosophilidae. Gene Ontology annotation, molecular function: histone H4K16 acetyltransferase activity. Gene Ontology annotation, cellular component: NuA4 histone acetyltransferase complex. The coding region runs from base 114 to 1775 and encodes 553 amino acids.
AUCAUUCACAUUCCGAUAAUUCUUGUGCCGUAAACAGUGCGAAAUUGAAAUAGUUAUUUAUUUAACUUGAAUUGAAUUUGCUGCUGCUGCAGUGAGUGUUUAAUUUGUGCAAAAUGAAAACCAAAUACGAGUUCGACGACGAUGUGGCCUCCAUAUGCGAGUCGACGGCUGCGUUGACCGAAGGCUGCCGCCUGUCCGUGCGCAUGCACAAGACCGACGACUGGCCGCUGGCGGAGAUAGUGAGCAUCAAGGAGCUCGACGGACGCCGUCAGUUCUAUGUGCACUACGUGGACUUCAACAAGCGUCUGGAUGAAUGGGUCAAUGAGGAUGAUCUGGACACGCGCAAAGUACAGUUUCCACGUCGCGACGGUCCACAAACAGGCACAAACACAGGCGUCACAACGCCCAAGCGUCAUCAUUCGCUUGCCGGCAGCGUUUCGCGUCCCACAUCGCCGCAGCCUCAGUCGACGCCCGGUGCUGCGUCCGCUGGUGGCGGUGCAGGCGGUGUUGCAGGUAGCGGAAUUGCAGCAGGCAACUCUUUGGGCCACAACAACAGCAGCAACAAUACGGAGUUGGUGAAUAGCAAUAAUGUAUUCGCUGCCGCGCUGCAGAAGCGCUUUAAUCGUCGUCGCAAGCAACACGCUGGCGCAGCACAUUCAGCGCAGCCAGCUGCCCAACAGGCUGCAGCUGCUGCACAACCGCCGCCGCCGUCGUCACAGCUGCAACAACAACAACAGCAGCAGCCGCAGUUGCCACAGACACCGCAAACGCCACAAACUCCGGUUCAUGUCACCGGAGACGCCGCUGGCAUCAUGCCCAGCACCCCGGGACAGGAGGAUGGCUCGCAGGACGGGAAGAUUGCAACGCCACGGCAAUCGGGAAGUAUGGUGACACAUCAGGACGAUGUGGUGACACGCAUGAAGAACGUCGAGAUGAUUGAGCUGGGACGCCAUCGCAUCAAGCCGUGGUAUUUCUCGCCAUAUCCGCAGGAAUUGUGCCAGGAGAGUUGCAUCUACAUCUGUGAAUUCUGUCUCAAGUACUGCAAGAGUCGCAAGUGCUUGGAACGCCAUCUGUCCAAAUGCAAUCUUCGCCAUCCGCCGGGCAAUGAGAUCUAUCGCAAGAAUACGAUUUCAUUCUUUGAGAUCGAUGGACGCAAGAACAAAGUGUAUGCCCAGAAUCUGUGUCUGCUGGCCAAACUGUUUUUGGAUCACAAAACGCUGUACUACGAUACGGAUCCGUUUCUGUUCUACAUUAUGACGGAGUUCGACUCACGGGGCUUUCACAUUGUCGGCUAUUUCUCGAAGGAAAAGGAGAGCACCGAGGAUUACAAUGUGGCGUGCAUUUUGACAAUGCCGCCGUAUCAGCGCAAAGGCUACGGCAAACUGCUCAUCGAAUUCAGCUACGAGUUGUCCAAGUUCGAGGGCAAAACCGGCUCCCCGGAGAAGCCAUUGUCCGACUUGGGACUGCUUUCGUAUCGCUCGUAUUGGGCACAGACCAUCCUGGAGAUACUCAUCAGCCAGAAUCCGAGCACAGACGGCGAGAAGCCGACCAUAACCAUCAACGACAUCUGUGAAUGCACCUCGAUCAAGAAGGAGGACGUCAUCUCGACCCUGCAGAAUCUCAAUCUGAUCAACUACUAUAAGGGACAGUACAUUGUGAGCAUCAAUCGGGAGACCAUCGAACAGCAUCAGCGUGCCAUGCAGAAGCGCAAGAUACGCAUCGAUUCCAAGUGUUUGCAUUGGACUCCCAAGGAUUGGUCCAAGCGCUCCAAGUGAAUUGCGCUGCCUGCUCUCUAAUCUAGAAUUAAUCGACACACACCCACCGAAAGUACAAUAAAUGAUUGCUUGCAUAACCAACGCUUGACUUGGCGACUUCCAUCCAUCAUCAGUCAUUCAGCCAUCAAUC